This is a messenger RNA of Anopheles moucheti, 1518 nucleotides long. RefSeq names its product probable cytochrome P450 305a1. Gene Ontology annotation, biological process: xenobiotic metabolic process. The transcript has 3 exons. Gene Ontology annotation, cellular component: intracellular membrane-bounded organelle; cytoplasm. Gene Ontology annotation, molecular function: iron ion binding; oxidoreductase activity, acting on paired donors, with incorporation or reduction of molecular oxygen, reduced flavin or flavoprotein as one donor, and incorporation of one atom of oxygen; heme binding. Lineage: Eukaryota; Metazoa; Arthropoda; Insecta; Diptera; Culicidae. Bases 1 to 1518 code for a protein of 505 amino acids. The record is from RefSeq and is a predicted model, not a curated record.
AUGAUCACACUAUCAUUGGCAGCACUGGCACUGAUCUUGCUGGUUGUAUUUCUCGUGAAGGAACUAUGGCGUCCGUCGAACUAUCCUCCGGGCCCCCAAUGGUUACCGAUUGUCGGGAAUACUCCUCUAGUACGCAACAUGGCGGCUAAGAAUGGUGAAUUGUUGGCGAACGUGUGCGACAAGUUGUCGGAGACGUAUCAAAGUAGCGUCAUUGGGUUGAAACUUGGCCAGGAACGUGUAGUGGUUGGUCUGGGGUACGAUGAUGUGAAGGACAUUUUUUUCAACGAAGCCUUCCAGAGCAGACCGGAUAAUUUCUUCGUUCGGUUACGUACACUGGGAACGAAAUUGGGCAUCACGUUUACUGAUGGUGCAUUCUGGAAUGAACAGAGAACCUUUGUUACGAGACAUCUUCGGCAGGCAGGCUUUGGGCGUCAGGCGAUGCAUGCUCAGAUUCAAACGGAACUAAACGAAUUGUUGGAAGUGCUCGAUAAUCGUAUGGAACAACCCAUCUGGCCUGGAUCGAUGCUCGCCAUCAGUGUUAUCAAUGUGCUCUGGACGAUCGUAACCGGUUCACGAGUACCGCGAGAAGAUGAUCGAUUGCAGAGACUGCUGCAGUUGCUGCAGGAACGUUCCAAGGCCUUCGACAUGUCCGGUGGAACCUUGAACCAGCUUCCAUGGCUACGUUUUAUCGCGCCUGAAUGGAGUGGCUACAAUUUGGUGCGUCGCUUCAACAAACAACUGACGGAAUUCUUCACUCCAACGAUCGAGCAGCAUCAUCGCAACUUCACGGAGGAUAAAGCUGUGGACGAUCUUAUCUACGCGUACAUUAAGGAAAUGCGCGACCACAAGGAUACAUCCGAUACCAACUUUACCGACGUGCAGCUGACGAUGAUCAUCCUUGAUCUAUUCAUAGCCGGUGGUCAUACAACGAGCACAACACUGGAUCUGGCAUUCAUGAUGAUGAUCAUGCGUCCGGAUAUUCAAGCAAAAAUCCACGAUGAAAUUGAUUCCCAGCUAGACCCUUCUGUUGUUCCUGAUUACAACGAUCAUCACACACUACCCUUUGUGGAAGCAUUCUUGUUGGAAGUUCAUCGUUUCUUCAGCAUUGCUCCUUUGAGUGGACCAAGGCGAGCCAUUACUGAUUGUACUCUUGGGGGCUAUCGGGUACCCAAGAAUACCACGGUUCUUAUAGGACUCCGCAACGUACACAUGGACCCGGAGCACUGGGGUGAUCCAGAGGUAUUCCGACCGGAGCGAUUCCUCAACGAGCAACGUGAAAUCGUCAACACCGAGCGUGUGCUGUCGUUUGGACAGGGAAAGCGUCGUUGUCUCGGUGAAACAUUGGCCCGCUCCUGUCUGUUUACGUUCUUUGUGGGUGUAAUGCAGCGAUUCUGUCUGCUCAAACCGGACGAUGCUGCGGAGGAAUCCGACAUGGAACCGUCCUUGACGCUUAAGCCAGGAAUAACGCUCUCAGCGAAACCCUAUAACGUGGUCUUUCAACCACGGAAAAUUGUAUAG